AUGUCGAGCAUCGAAAAACAAAUCAACGAUGAACGCCGCGUCACACAUCUGCUGUGUGCAGCAAUCGAUUCGCAACUGGAACUCGAGAAAGCCACGGAAAAAUUGAUUAAAAAUGUGUAUAAAGAUUUGAAAAGAAUGGAAGCUGCUGUUGAUACUUUGGGAAUGUUGACUGUUGAUGAGAGUCGCAUAUCCAUGAUUGAGAAGAGAAAGGUGAUUGUCGAAGCCGAGAAAGAAUUCAUGAAUGGAAGACAGCCGGAGGAAGAUAUUGAAGAGUACCUCGAAGUAUUAUUGAAGGAGAUACAUCCCAAUUUGGAUCAGAUUAGGGCUGCGGCUAGAUUAGAGGAAGAGGAACUACACGAUUUGUUUGGGUUGUCAAAGCAAACCGCCAAACUUCAUAAGCUUACGUUUGAUGGAAAAAUGAAAAAGACAACUGUUGAGGAAGGGGAAGAUAUGGUAAAGAGAAAAAAUAAGAAGAAUAAGAAGAGGGGCAAGAGAGGGUAUGAGAGAAAGGAAGGAGCUUAUGGUCUCUCGACGAACAAUUGA
Botrytis sinoallii is the source of this 543-nucleotide messenger RNA. RefSeq lists its product as uncharacterized. The record is from RefSeq and is a predicted model, not a curated record. The transcript has 2 exons. Lineage: Eukaryota; Fungi; Ascomycota; Leotiomycetes; Helotiales; Sclerotiniaceae. Bases 1 to 543 code for a protein of 180 amino acids.